AAAAUCAUGAAAUCUCUCAUCUGGCAGUUGCUCCCUUCUCAGUUGCGCCACUUCUCGGAGGAAAAGAGGCGGCAAGCUGUUUCUAUCGUAUCUAACCUUUUAUCAUCAGUGCCCCGCCCUCCCAUGCUGCCCAUGGCGCUUCCAAACCUGCCCACUCUCCUCCUCUUCCUUUUCUGUCUCUCCCGGAGCUCCGCUCGUUAUCAUCCCCUCGACCCUCUCACCCCUUCCGAAAUCUCCACCAUCUGUCGCACAAUCAAAUCUUCCCAUCUCGCCUCAUCCAAAUCACUAGCCUUCCACUACGUUGGCCUGGACGAGCCCGACAAGCCCGACGUGCUCGCCUGGCAGUCCGGCCGCCGCGCCGCCCUCCACCGCCGAGCCUUCGUCAUCGCUCGUGCCGAUGGACAGACCCAUGAACUCUACAUCGACAUAUCCAACAACAACUCCAUCACGUCCGACAAAAUCUACGACGGCUUCGGAUACCCCAGGGUCAACGUCGAGGAGCAAGCGGCGGCCUCCGCCUUGCCGUUCAACCACACGCCGUUCGUGGAGUCGGUGAGGAAGAGGGGGUUGGAGCUAAAGGAGGUGGUGUGCCUCGCGUCCACGGUGGGGUGGUUUGGGGAGGGGAGGCAGGGGAGGAGGCUGGUAAACCUGCUGUGCUUCGUGACGGGAGACACGGUGAACCUCUAUACGAGGCCUUUGGAGGGGGUGACGAUAUUGGUGGAUUUGGAUGCCAUGGAGAUUGUGGAGUAUAAGGAUAGGAAGGUGGUUCCGGUGCCGAAGGCGGCCGGGACGGACUACCGAGCGUCGAAGCAGGAGCCGCCGUUCGGGCCACAGACAAAGCCUGGGGUGGUGGUCCAGCCGCAGGGCAAGGGGUUCACGAUCGACGGCCACAUUGUCAGUUGGUCCAACUGGGUCUUCCACUUGAGUUUUGACGCCCGAGCAGGCGUCAUCAUCUCCCUGGCGUCAGUGCAAGAGACGGAGAACUGGACACACCGUAGCGUACUAUAUAGGGGGCAUGUGUCUGAGCUGUUCGUACCUUACAUGAAUCCAUCCGAGGAGUGGUACUACCGGACAUUCUUCGAUGCAGGAGAAUACGGGUUUGGGCUUUGUGCGUCACCCUUGGAGCCCAUGAUGGACUGCCCAGCCGAUGCAACGUUCAUGGACGCCUGCUACGCCGGGCAAGACGGCAAGCCUGUCGUGAUUCCGAAUGCUCUCUGCGUGUUCGAGCGCUACGCCGGAGAUCCUUCAUGGCGACACUCCGAAUUUGAGAUUCCAGGAAAAGUGGUCACGGAGGGUCGCGCUGAUGCCAGUCUGGUUGUCAGGAUGGUCGGCACAAUUGCGAAUUAUGACUAUGUGAUGGACUGGGAGUUCAAGAUCAGUGGCUCCAUCAAACUAGGGGUUCAAACGACAGGCGUUGUACAAGUGAAGGCCACGCCCUACGCUCACGUGGACCAAAUAACAGAGGAUGAACACGGCACUUUGGUUGCCGAGAAUACGAUGGGAGUCUACCACGACCACUACAUCACCUACUACCUCGACCUGGACAUCGACGGCUCCAACAAUUCCUUCGUCAACUCCAAGCUUAAGACUGUGAGAGUAACUGAUGGUGGCACUCCCAGAAAGAGCUACUGGACCGUCGUCGGAGAGACGGCCAAGACAGAGGCCGAUGGACGGGUGGCGCUCGGCUCGGAACCGGCCUAUCAGCUGGUCGUCAACCCGAACAAGAGGACUAAGCUGGGGAACAACGUGGGCUACCGGCUCAUCAGUAAUGGGGCGACGGCCACCUCUCUACUCUCCGACGAUGACUACCCCCAGAUACGAGCGAGUUAUACGAAGAAGCAGCUGUGGGUGACGGCCUACAACAAGUCGGAGAGGUGGGCGGCUGGUCUUUAUACUGACCAAAGUAGAGGAGACGACAACUUGGCAGUGUGGAGCCAGAGGAACCGAGUAAUUGAAGACAGAGAUAUUGUUUUGUGGUACACUGUUGGUUUUCAUCACAUCCCUUGUCAAGAAGAUUUUCCACUGAUGCCAACGCUAGCAGGUGGCUUUGAGCUUCGGCCUUACAAUUUUUUUGAGAGUAAUCCUUUAAUUAAAAUUAGACCACACUAGCAAGUAUUGUUGUCUGAUGGUGCCAAUUUGUCCCGGAUGAAAGAAGAUUAAUAAGUCUCAUCUUGCCAAUAUUUCACUCGCACUACUAGUGUAAUGGAAUAAUCUAUUUUGAAGAACAUUCUAUGUUCCAGACCAAAAUUGAAGUAGGUCUAUUUUAUGUGC
Molecule: messenger RNA, 2271 nt
Organism: Elaeis guineensis (African oil palm)
Lineage: Eukaryota; Viridiplantae; Streptophyta; Magnoliopsida; Arecales; Arecaceae
Product: primary amine oxidase 1
Biological process (GO): amine metabolic process
Molecular function (GO): copper ion binding; primary methylamine oxidase activity; quinone binding
Source: RefSeq, a predicted model, not a curated record